Molecule: messenger RNA, 726 nt
Organism: Carya illinoinensis
Lineage: Eukaryota; Viridiplantae; Streptophyta; Magnoliopsida; Fagales; Juglandaceae
Exons: 2
Coding region: 1-726 (241 amino acids)
Source: RefSeq, a predicted model, not a curated record
AUGACGUGGAAUAGGUCCUUAUUGAGGGAGGUCCUUUCAGUGGAAGAAGCCAAUGUGGUCAGCAAGAUCCCUAUAAGCCUGAGUAGGAGCCCUGACCAACUUAUCUGGAGACUCACAAAGAAUGGACUCUUCACAGUUAAGAGUGCUUAUCAUCUUCUAGGGGAGAUGAAGAACCUAUACAAGAAAAGGAUAAAGGAGUCAGCACUAUGUCCCAUAUGCACCAGGGACUCAGAAUCAACUACACAUGCCUUGUGGUCAUGUCCCUCAGCUCAAGAUGCAUGGGGACUUAGCUCGAGGAAACUACAAAAGGAGAGGGUGGUCGAGUCUCCGUUCUCCAGCAUAGUGGGCCACAUGUUUUCAGUACUGGAUGAAAAUGACAUGUCAACUUUUGCUUCCAUAGUUCACCAAUUAUGGAAGAGAAGGAAUCAAUAUGUAUUUGAAGGCAAGUAUGAUGCCCCUGAGACAGUGGUAAGUACUGCAACUAAGUUAGUACUUAAUUACAAGGAAGCAAACAGAAUCCAAGUGAGUAGGGACAAACCAGUAGCACCAUCUGUUCGAAGCUGGUCAGCACCUCCUCUGCAUGCUUUUAAGGCAAAUUGGGAUGCAUCAGUAGAUAAAGUUCAGUGCAAGGUUGGGAUAGGGGUGGUGAUCAGAGACUGGAAUGGAUGUGUAGUUGCCACCCUUAGAUCCCAAAGGGACCUGCUCCCUGACCCGUUGUUAGCUUAA